Neltuma alba is the source of this 2623-nucleotide messenger RNA. RefSeq names its product probable inactive receptor kinase At4g23740. Gene Ontology annotation, molecular function: protein kinase activity; protein binding; ATP binding. Bases 261 to 2321 code for a protein of 686 amino acids. Lineage: Eukaryota; Viridiplantae; Streptophyta; Magnoliopsida; Fabales; Fabaceae. The transcript has 4 exons. Gene Ontology annotation, biological process: protein phosphorylation. The record is from RefSeq and is a predicted model, not a curated record.
UUCUGCUUCUAUGUUUUUUCUUUUGUACGUUUCUCAUUUAUUUCCCCAAAACGAUCUAAUUUUCUUCCUGUCACUGGAAUAUUGGCUGCUGGAUGAAGUUCUAGUUUCAAAGUUUGGUUUGUUUCUUUUUCUGUUGUGGUCACUUGGCAACCAAACAGAGUUGGUGAACAGAAAAAAAAAAAGGAAGUUAGUGUAAAGUUGAUGUCAAUUUCAAACGUGAGUUGCUUAUUUUGACCCAAAACAUAAGAGCGUAUAAUUUUAUGUCGCAAUCUCAGACAAUAAGACCAAGGUAUCAAGUAACAAACAUACUGUACGCUCAAAGAAGCCUCACGAGUCAUGUUCAAUUAUCUCUGAUUCAACUCUACAUUUUCAUCGAAUACUAUCGCUUAAUCUUCAGACCUUCUGCUUUUUCACCAGCUUAUUACUGUAGAAUCAAUCAAUACCUCCGGGAGAUUAUGGGAAACAGACUGGAAUUGUUGUUCGUGUUCUCAACAGCCUUCACGGUUGGAGCAAUGUUCCUUCGUGUUGGAGCCGAGCCAGUGGAAGAUAAACAAGCCUUGCUUGACUUCCUGCACAAUAUAAACCACUCUCAUGCUCUAAACUGGGAAGAGAAAUCUUCAGCAUGCCAUAGCUGGAAGGGAGUCACCUGCGAUAGAGAACAUUCCAGAGUCAUAGCCCUUCAUUUACCUGCAGUUGGAUUGAGCGGUCCAAUACCACCGAAGACCCUAAGUCGCCUCUCAGCACUUCAGACUCUGAAUCUAAAAUCCAAUAGCAUAACGGGUCCUUUUCCUUCUGGUUUCUCUGAGCUUAAGAAUUUAACCUAUCUUGACAUUCAAUUCAACGAGUUUUCUGGCCUAUUACCGCCAGAUUUCUCAGUUUGGAAGUAUUUGACUGUUGCUGAUUUUUCCAACAACUUUUUUAAUGGGAGCAUUCCUUCAUCAAUUUCGAAUCUGAUUCAUCUCACAUCUUUAGUCCUGGCAAACAACUCGCUUUCGGGUGAAAUUCCUAAUAUCAAUAUUCCUACCCUGCAAGAACUGAAUCUGGCCAACAAUAAGCUUAGUGGGACGGUGCCCAACUCCCUUCAGAGAUUCCCAAGUUGGGCGUUCUCAGGGAACAAUCUUUCAUCGGCAAAUGCUCAACCAAGAAAGAAAACGUCAAAAAAACUUGGUAAGUCGGCUUUAAUAGGUAUAAUUCUGGGUUGCAGUGGGCUGGCGUUUGGAGUUAUUGCAGCUUGCUUGCUUUUGUGCUACUAUGAUAAAAGAGGUGAAAAUGGGCUAGCAAUGAAAUCUCAGAAAAAAGUCACGUUUCUCAAAAAGGAUAUCUCCGAGAGUCAUUGCAGAAAAAACAAGAUUGAGUUCUUUGAGGAUUGCAAUUUCGCGUUUGACCUGGAGGAUCUGUUGAGAGCAUCUGCUGAGGUGCUCGGCAAGGGGACCUAUGGCACAACAUAUAAGGCAAAUCUAGAGGACGCUACCACUGUGGCGGUGAAGAGACUGAAAGAGGUCAUCAUCGGAAAACGCGAGUUUGAACAGCAGAUGGAGGUUGUGGGAAGGAUUAGGCACGACAAUGUGGCAGCUCUAAGGGCAUAUUACUAUUCCAAGGAGGAGAAACUUAUGAUCUAUGAUUACUAUGAACACAGUAGCGUUUCUGCUAUGUUGCACGGUAGAAGAGGGGAAGAAAGGAUUUCUUUGGAUUGGCAUGGCAGACUGAGGAUCGCAGUGGGUGCAGCAAGAGGAAUAGCUCACGUCCAUGCUCAACAAGGAGGAAAACUUGUCCAUGGAAAUAUAAAAGCCUCGAACAUCUUCCUCAACUCCGAAGGAUACGGCUGUAUUUCUGACAUUGGUUUAGCAACACUGAUGAGUCCAAUAGUGCCACCGUCUCUAAGAAGUGCUGGCUACCGUGCUCCGGAAGUAACAGACCCCAGAAAAGCAAGCCACGCAUCUGACGUCUACAGUUUUGGGGUGUUUCUGUUGGAGCUUUUGACUGGAAAAGGCCCCAUGCACACCACAGGAAGUGAGGAGGCCGUCCACCUGGUUAGGUGGGUGAAUUCUGUGGUCAGAGAGGAAUGGACAGCAGAAGUGUUUGAUGUCCAAUUGCUGAGAUUUCCAAAUAUAGAGGAAGAAAUGGUUCAAAUGUUACAACUUGCGAUGGCAUGUGUUGUUAGAGUUCCAGAGCAGAGACCAACAAUGCCAGAUGUUUUAAGAACGAUGGAGGAAAUUGGUCGACCAAAUGCCGAGAAUCGGCUAUCUUCUGAAUCCAGAUCAGCAGCUUCCACCCCGACUCCACCAGCAAUUGACAUGCCUUCUUCCUCUGUGGAUGCUUAGAAUUAAUUAUUCCUCGAUUUCGACUUUAUUCUUUUACAGAAGAUAUUAUGUGUUUUGCUGUCUUCUUGUAUCCCUCUCCAGUUAAACAAAUAUGUGGUUGUAAGUAGUUCAUCUGCCAACCUAAGUUUAGGUGAUAUCAAAGUCAAAUUGGGUCCCUGCGUGGACAAUGCGUUAUAUACUUUGGGAGUUUAAUUAUCAUGGUUGUGGCGUUUGGGCUCCAAGAUCAAAGCAAGGGUUAAACGUUUCGCAUAAGUUGUUAUCGUCGAUUAAGAUUUUAUGCGUUAUAUGCUUGGGUUUGUAUG